GAGACGUAUUUACGUGUUUCAGCGCUCCUGUUUGUUGUUUCUUUCCACGAAGUGCCUUGGAAACAUUGUCUGUAAGUCCUGCGUCUGUUUUAUGAGUGUCACGUAGACGUUGUGUGUGCGUGUAAAUGUAGAAAUAGUACAGUGCUACGAUAGCUUGCUCUCCUGUUUAGCUUGCGGCUACUUAGCAUGUAGCUUCUUUGCUCGCUAGCUCACUCCUCUAAGGGAGGGUGAAAUGUUUGUGUCUCUCCUCCUCAGUAAUAGUAUUUAAUGUAUCUUAUCCCGUGUUUUUUGCAAUCAUUUCAAAUGUAAAUCUUAUUCAUGUGUGGCUUUGAAUGUUACACGGGCUGUGUACGGCUAUUUACAUACGUUUAUGAGCACUGUUUACAUGCUAUAGAGGCUUUGCAGCUGACGUCAUCAUCCACGUGACAUUAGCUUGGCGGCCGUCUUGCCGGUCACCAGUUCAGUGCCGGUCAACGACUCACACACGCUUUCUUGUUAUAUCUGCUGCUAUUUGAGCUUGGAAAUGUCGGAAACCUGCUGUGCUGGUGGAUGUAGCAAUAGACGAGGCGAUAAACCAAAUCUUAGCUUCUAUAGAUUCCCGGCAAACAUCCAAAAACGCGAUAAAUGGACCGCGGCGAUUUGUCGUGAACGAUGGAAACCUACGAUGUACACAAGGAUAUGCAAUGAACACUUCAUAUCAGGUGCAAAAAGCGAAGAUCCACUAUCCCCAGACUAUAAGCCAAGUAUAUUUGAGCAUACCCAGUCACCUCACAAACGAAAACUCAAAUGUUCAAUGGAGAUCUUUGAGAGAAGACAAAAUCUCAAGCAGCGUAAGAGAGACCGCGAGAGGGCAUUGGCAGCAGCAGCAGCAGCAGCAGCACUUGUCAAUAUUUCCCAUUCUGUCCCUUGUGAAAAUGAUCAACUACCCGCUGGUGAAGAUGUGGUGCACGCUGAGAUUCGAAAAGAAGGCAUGGUGACUACUGCCACACAGACGGAUAUCACUGGGGAAGCAAUUGAUUCCCUCACUGCAGAGUGUAAUAAUCUGCGUGCAGAACUUGAUGAACUGAAGGACAGUUUGAAACGCUGUACAUGGAGGCGAGUUGCUCCCUCCUCUAGUUUCCGGUAGUAGCCGCGUGGCAGUCAGACGCUCAAUAGUUUACACCCGAGACGUAUUUACGUGUUUCAGCGCUCCUGUUUGUUGUUUCUUUCCACGAAGUGCCUUGGAAACAUUGUCUACAACUGUGAAGAACAUCCUCUCCCUGAGCAACAGAAGUGGAGCUUCAGGAUGGUGAAGGAGGAGCCACAGACCUCCCACAUUAAGGAGGAAGACAAUGCACAACAGACCCUGCACAUUAAGAAGGAAGAGGAGUACCCAAUGACCCCCCAUUUUAAAGAAGAAGAGGAGUACCCAAUGACCCCCCAUUUUAAAGUGGAAGAGGGGUACCCAAUGACCCCCCAUUUUAAAGUGGAAGAGGAGGAACACAGCAUCAGUCAGGAGGGAGAGCAUCGUGAAUGUUUGGAGGAGUUCCCAGUGAUUGGUGUGAUUGUGAAGAGUGAAGAUGAUGAGGUCAAAGGUGAAAGUGAGGAGAAGAGAGAGGCGGAGCCUCCAAGCAGCAGCUCAACUCAACACAUGACAACAGAAGGUGAUGGAGACCACUGUGGAGGAUCACAAGCGGACAAGCUCUUAGCUCCACUAUCAGAUAGUGACGACACAACGUCUCACUCUUCUGACACUGAUGAUGAAGACUCUAAAGAUGAUAAGACAUGUCACACUGACAACACACGCUUUAAAUGUUCUCACUGUGACAAAACUUUUAAAUACCGUGGUAAUCUGGAAGUACACAUGAGAAUACACACUGGAGAAAAACCUUUUUCCUGUUCAAUCUGCAGUAAAUAUUUUACUCAAAAGCCACAUUUGAAAGUACACAUGAGAAUACACACUGGAGAAAAACCUUUUCCAUGUUCAGAAUGUGGUAAAUGUUUUGUACAAAAUGGUGAUCUUAAAGUACACAAGAGAAUACACACUAGAGAAAAACUUUUUUCCUGCUCAGAAUGUGGUAAAGAUUUUGUCCUAAAACACAAUUUGAACGUACACUUGAGAACACACACUGGAGAAAAACCAUUCGUGUGCUCAAUUUGUAGUAAAGGAUUCACCCACAGGGCACAUUUGACAAGACACACAAGAAUACACACUGGUGAAAAACCUUUUAUCUGUUCAGUAUGUGGUAAAGGUUUCACACAUGGUCACAGUUUGAAAAGGCACUCAAGAACACACACUGGAUGAAGACAUUUUCCAUGUUCAGUCUGUUGUAAAGGUUUCAUACAAAGUGGUGAGUUGAAAGUAUACAUAAGAACACACACGGGAGAGAAAGUGUAGAGUUGCAGUGUGUGUGGUGAAAGAUUAUAUUGUAAGUACCAAUGUAAGAAACACAAGUGUGCUGGUGAGAACAGCAGUAGCAAAUAAAGCCGCAGGAUUUGAAAUAAACUGUCAAAACGUUGACUAACAAUAUCAACACAUAUAACGUGUGACAUGAUUGCUGUGUGUGUAACACAAUCUUGUUAAAAUGAUUCUAACAUUAAUAAAUUAGAUAUUUUAAAUAAGUUUGUUUUUCAGUCAAGUACAUGAAAUACUAUCUAACAAUGUGUACUGUUAUUUAAAAAUGAAGUUAACGUAAAAGGGAGAGUUAACAGUAUAAAAUAUGUUACAUAACAAUAGUACAUACAUUUUCAUACACAUUCAAAAUAGUGUUUUUAUACAGUUUUUUAAAUAAAGUGUUACAUAUUUUUAUUUGUAAUUGUAAGCGUGGCCUUUUAUUGUGGGCAACCUAAGGCACACCUGCACAAUAAUCAUGUUGUUGAAUUAGUAUCUUGAUAUGCCACACCUGUGAGGUGGGAUGGAUUAUCUUGGCAAAGAACAAAUGCUCACUAACACAGAUUUGUGAACAAUAUGUGACAGGAAUAGGUAUUUUGUGUGUAUAGUAAAAGUGUUACAUCUUUGAGUUCAACUUGUGAAAAAGGCAGCAAAAACUAAAGUGUUGCGUUCAUGUUUUUUUAAUAUUUUUGUUCAGUGUACAUAGUAAUCAUUGAACAAUAAAGCAGCACAUUUGUUAAUAUAAACAAAUAUCAAAUAUUAUAGUUCCAUAUAACGUACAAAUACAAAGUCUCCGGGACAGAAGCGUAUUAGAAAGUAUCCAGUAACAAACGUGUCCACAUCAUUGAACUUGCUUAACACAAGUAAUUAUUGUGACCACAAGUUGUUGCCAAAAAAACAAAGACUAGUGAAUACUUCUUCAUUACCUAUUUGGGCAUUUCUUACUUAAAAGAUACAUCUCCUGGAUGCACUGGGACAGUGGUCCCCAACCACCGAUUGGUACCGGGCCGCACAAAAAAUAAAAA
Messenger RNA from Entelurus aequoreus (snake pipefish), 3396 nucleotides. Its product is annotated as oocyte zinc finger protein XlCOF19-like. Gene Ontology annotation, molecular function: RNA polymerase II cis-regulatory region sequence-specific DNA binding; DNA-binding transcription factor activity. The transcript has 3 exons. The record is from RefSeq and is a predicted model, not a curated record. Gene Ontology annotation, biological process: regulation of transcription by RNA polymerase II. The coding region runs from base 1286 to 2284 and encodes 332 amino acids. Lineage: Eukaryota; Metazoa; Chordata; Actinopteri; Syngnathiformes; Syngnathidae.